Messenger RNA from Hippocampus comes (tiger tail seahorse), 3219 nucleotides. Its product is annotated as protein shisa-9. The coding region runs from base 1895 to 3193 and encodes 432 amino acids. NCBI's taxonomy places the organism in Eukaryota, Metazoa, Chordata, Actinopteri, Syngnathiformes, Syngnathidae. Gene Ontology annotation, cellular component: postsynaptic density; AMPA glutamate receptor complex; dendritic spine membrane. The transcript has 6 exons. The record is from RefSeq and is a predicted model, not a curated record. Gene Ontology annotation, biological process: regulation of AMPA receptor activity; regulation of short-term neuronal synaptic plasticity.
AGAAGAGAACGGCAACGGAAAGCAUCGGCAAGUUGGAGGAUACGGACGCAAGCGCUGGGAUGGGAGCAACGUGGAAAUAAAGGAAUACCAAACGGAGCGACGUCUGCAAAGGCAAAGGAUGGAAUGACAGAAAGAGAGAAAGCAUUUUGUUGCUUGCGGACUUUCCUGUCUCUUCCCACUUCUGUUUGGAGCACCCCACAGUGAAAACACAUACAUAUGAUAUAUAUCUAAAAUUCCUAUACAUAUAUAUCAAAUUAUGCCUGUUUUCAAAGAAGCGGCUGCUGGACAAGGAGAGAACUGACCACAAUCCUCUCGUAUGAUUCCAAUAGAUCAGAUGCAACAAUUAGCUCAAAACUGUUGCAUAUUGGUGGCUUGAGAUUCUUUUGGGUCAGCUUUUGCUCAGGUGCUCGUAAUGUGAGUGGAAAAUUUGAGCAACUUGCACCUGAACCAGCCCAAAUAAGAACAAAAGAGCAUCUGCUGCAGUCCAAGCGGGCUUCCUUUGAAAACAGGACAUGUUUUGAUGUGCCGAUUGGUGGCACGCCGCCGCCGCCGCUGCUCUUGCUGUUACUGCUGCUGCUGUUAUUUGGGCUGUCGCAUCACCGCUUCACCUUCGUUCUUCACAACAAGCGACGGACAUUUAUUUUGGCCAAACUUGUGCUCUUGCACAUCUCACAAUGCAGAGAGAGCAGGUCUCCCUUGACCUCAUGCUGAUAUUUGGUGAGCUUCAACAAAAGUCCAACAGUCCGGCUUGGAAAGAGAUCAGGUAUAUUUUAUGGGGCAUUUCAAAUUAAGGGUAGGGACGAAUUUCUUCCUUUUAAGAGAACUUAGCCAAAAGUAAACCAAAAUCCAUGAUGUGGGAUUCUCCUUCAAUAAAUCCAUCAUCUUUCUUUUUUUUUUAUAGCGUCUCUUGUGCAGCCUCACUAAGACGUUGAGAGCCAACAUCACAACAGCAUCCAUAUUCUCCCCCCCCCCUUUCCCCCGCCCUUCCCUCCUCAAGUAGGACAAAGCUAAAUAGACGAAACCCAGCUGGUGUCCAGGGUCUGUUACAGAUCGUGGGGUCCGGACAUAACAGGACUUGCAGGGGCGGGCGGAGGGGAGAGGGGUCAAGCAAGAGCGGACCAGGUGCAUAAAGGCACUGGACUCCUUGCGUGGUGACUGGAAGCCGCUGACAAAGAAAGAGCAGUCGGGAAAUUGAAGCUGUCUGUGUGUGUGUGCGUGUGUGUGAGAGAGAGCGAGAGAGACACACACGUGCAAAAAGGAGAGGCGCUUCUGGACAGCCGUCAUCGGAAGAUGAUAGCCGGAUGAGUGCCCCAGGAGUUUUUUUGGGGGGGGGUUGUUUUUUCGAAAGAACAGCCUUGUUUACCUGUUGGCUCGUUGACCGAGAAUAGGAAGACGACGGAAAAGGGCAAAAAGAUGCCCACCACGAAAAUAAAAGUGCACCCGUUGUGCAUUGACAUUGUCAGCGGGAAGAUGAAAGACACGAGUUAAGCGAGGAGGAGUCGAGGAGGCAAGACGACUCCUGUGGGAAACCAACACACUCCGGAAUACGAGCAUGGUUGAGGAUUGAGAAACCCUCCAAAAUGGGAACUGUGGAUUGUUUGUGAGCCUGAGAAGAAACCCCCCGCCCCCUGCCCCAUCCCUCCUUUCUUCUUUUGACAGCAAACACUUUCACAGAUUGUUCUUUGACUGAGCAAAGUGGGAAACUGAUUGCAGGAAAUGCUACGAGCACGCUUAUUUGUGGCCAGCAAGCGCUUCUGAACUGGAUCCACUGCAAGCCAGCGGAUUUGCAUUUUUUUCCAACUUCUGGAUGCCAAAUGGCUUCAUGAAAGGUUCUUGAAUGUUGAGCCUAUCAGUCACCCAUCAACACUGAGGCAUCAAGACCAAAGGACCUAAGAUGUCUGCCUACCUGCAACCAAUGCUGGUCAGCUUCUCAGCGGCCAUUCUUCUCGCUUUGACGUCUCCGGGUGGACUUCCCCAUCGGCCUUUGGGUCAGGUUUCAGCCCAGGCUCCUCCGAAUAACUUCACAACUGAGCCCUCGGUGUUACCGGAGGCCGCCCUGGCGACGCCGACUGCGGAAACGGAGGACAAAACUCCAGGCGGCGCGAAUCGUUGCUGGGGCUACUACGACGUCAUGGGCCAGUGGGACCCACCGUUCAAUUGUAACGCGGGGAUCUACAGCUUUUGUUGUGGCUCCUGCUUCUAUCGCUUCUGCUGCCAAUUCAAAAUCCACAGUUUGGAUCAGACUUCCUGUUCAAACUACGACACGCCCGUCUGGGCAAACACCGGGCGACCGGCGGCACCCGUCACAGAGGUCCACCAGGAGCCAGAUCGCGACCGAACCCACAUGAUCGUGUAUAUUAUCUGUGGCGUGGUGGCCAUCAUGGUGCUCGUCGGAAUUUUCACCAAGUUGGGUCUGGAGAAGAGUCGAGGCGGACAAACGGAUAUGACCAAUUCCAGGACUUUGACAGAGCUGCUGAAGCAGCCAGGCGAGGCGGGAGUUGCGGAUGGAACCGGGAUACACCACCCUAUAGGGACCAACGGGAUCUCGGCCAGGGCGUUACGCUCCAACAACGAUCAUAACCAUUUGAAUAAUGCAGCCCUGUCUCCUCUGGGUCCAGCCAUGGCCUUGUCUCACCCGCAUAACAACCUGGGAAUCGGUUUCAACAAGUACUCCUCACUCAAGGGUGUCGAUACGGCACCUCGAGACUACUACAAGAGCUACCCGAUGGUGGAUUACACCCACCACCAGUCUCCUCCGACUUUCCAGCCAAUCAACUUCCACCCAAAGGAGAAAUCCUUCCUCCCGCCACCCGAUAUCCACGCUCCGCUGGCCAUUACCAUCAACUCCUCCCAGAUCCCCAAGCCCAAGAUCUCCAAGACCAACACCCACCCGCUGACGUCGGGCUCGGCCUUCAAAGCGUGGGACCCCAGCAAGGGCCACGCCCAGCGCCCGGCCGCCUCGCACAUGGUCCUUCAGCCGCCGCAGCAUCACCACGCCGUCCAGCAGCAGCAUCACCAAGCGCUGCACCAUCAGCCCAACAGCCGGCGCCAGGCCUACUCCAACAAACGGCAGUUCAGCAUCGAGACGCUGCCCGAGCUCUUCUCCCAGCCGCUGGGCUACGGCCACUCGCCGCACGUGCACCCCAAGCACAAGGGACUGCCGACCAACAGCAAAACGGAGGUCACCGUUUGAACACCGAGACGUCCGGAAGGGGGAGG